Molecule: messenger RNA, 1483 nt
Organism: Pieris brassicae (large cabbage white)
Lineage: Eukaryota; Metazoa; Arthropoda; Insecta; Lepidoptera; Pieridae
Product: MADS-box MEF2 type transcription factor MIG1
Exons: 9
Coding region: 227-1399 (390 amino acids)
Biological process (GO): regulation of transcription by RNA polymerase II
Cellular component (GO): transcription regulator complex
Molecular function (GO): transcription coregulator activity
Source: RefSeq, a predicted model, not a curated record
GGUAGUCUAUGGUAGUUUCUGAUUGGCAAUUUCUAUUUUCUAAUGUAAAUUGUUGAUAAACUUAUCACUUGCGAAAAGCAAAAAUAUAAAUACUGCUGGCUUGUUCAUUGUUGUAAACCUCCAAUUAGAGAAAAUAUCUACACUAACUUUUAGUGUUGUUUUAUUAUAGAAUAUUUUUACAUACUAAUUCAAAAUAACACCAGUCCUGGAGACUACGUCCUUGAAAAUGCCAGCAGUUACUUCAACAACUGCUGAAGAACAAAAUGAGGGCGAUCAGAAGAUGUGGAAUGCUCUCAAACGCUACAUUAUACGAGAAAGACAAAGAAAAAAAGAAGAAUAUGAAGCCGAGGUGGAGGAGGAGAGACUAAGAAAAGAGCGGGAAGCUAGAGAACGACAAGAUGUUAUGACACUUGAGGAAACAAAGGAGCAAAUUGAUCAACUUGAACAAAAGUUAAAACAACUAGAAAAAGAGAAACAACAACUGUUUAUGCAAUUGAAGCGAGUACUGAAUGAGGAUGAGGUUAGAAAGAGACAGCAACAAAAGGAAGCAAAUGAAAUGCAACCAAUGAAAAUGCCAAUGGGUAAUAUACAAAUGCCGAUGUUUCCGAUGCCAUCGUCCCAGGGGCAAGGGGAGCCACCACCUCAAGGCCGACCACCUCAUCUUAAUUCUCAUAUGCUUAAUAAGAAAGCGUACUCAAAGUACAAAUUGUUUCCACAACAGCAAACUAUUGUACGUGGUCCCAUACAGUCUGGUGUCAAACGGCAGAGGUCCCCAUCACCCACAUACGCCUUGUAUGCCCAUCGGCUACACCAGCCGGCUAUGAAACAGCACACUGUAUACUCCGAUCAUAAAGUUGAGGAUGGUCGAAUGGGCCGCCAAAUGGCUCGAGCGGUUUUGUGGAACAAAACAUCUCAAUAUGCGUCAAAUGUCAGCGGUUCCGGUGUUUCCUCUGGGGGGUACUACGCGAUGCCGACAAGCGUUGUGGGCGUGGUCACUGAGCGUCCACCACCUCUGCUGUACGCUCAUCAUGCGCAUACUCCCCACACUCCACACACGCCCCAUACCCCGCAUCAUUCGAACCUGAUGUAUGCGCCGGCGCCCCAGUCGCAGCUAUAUUUGGAUAUGCUGAAGAAUAGGGAGGGGCAGCAACAUCCGGAGCCCAAGAAGGAUCAGCAGGCUCCACAAGUGUUAAUAGGGCUGAGUGAAGCCCACCAUCCAGCAGUUAGUAGCGGAGUUGUUUAUGCGCAACCGCCCGUGUCCCGUCAUCUGGCCAUACAUCCACCGCAACACAACACAAUACAGGCAAAACCUGGCAGCAUCACUCAAGGCUAUCCCGUCCAGCAGUCAAAUCCAAACGUACAAAACCCAAACAUAUAUCCAAGCAGACAUCGUUAUUAGCUGGUUGGCAAACACUCCACCAAACCGCGAAAGAUUUAGACGGUUUUGUAAUUCGUAAAUGUUGUAUUAAAAUAUAUAUAAGAA